Molecule: messenger RNA, 1526 nt
Organism: Monascus purpureus
Lineage: Eukaryota; Fungi; Ascomycota; Eurotiomycetes; Eurotiales; Aspergillaceae
Source: the annotation of a GenBank genome assembly
AACAAUACAAGAUUGGCGUCCAAUAAACACUGGCAUUGGGGUUACAUCGAGCUGCUAUACGUCUUAUCCCCCAUUGCUCGGGUGUUGAAGUUCAUUGGAAUAAAGCGAAAUAGAAAGGAGAAAGAAAAAAUGCCAAAGACAAUCAUCGUCACCGGUGCCUCUCGAGGAAUUGGCUUAGCUGUUGCAAAGUAUCUCCUCGGAGCUCCCCAAUCCAGCAAUGUCGUCGUUCUGUCCCGGAGCCCGGAGCCCCUCAAAAAGCUCAAAGAAGAAUACGGUAAACAAGUCGAGUUUCUCGUCGGUGACGUUGCCGAUUUCACUCUUGCGCAAGAAGCGGUUGAUCUAGCUAUCAAGUCAUUUGGGCGACUUGACGGAUUGGUACUCAAUCACGGCACGUUGGGACAGGUCGGUAAGGUCGCGGAGGCCGACCCGCAACAAUGGAAGCAAGGGUUUGACAUUAAUUUUAUCAGUCUGGUUGCUUUCGUCAAAGCCUGUGCUCCUGCUCUUCGAGAAUCCAAGGGAAAGAUCAUUCUCACAUCUUCCGGUGCCGGCGUGUCAGCUUACAAGGGUUGGGGGCUGUAUGGUGCUACCAAGGCUGCUAUGAACCAUCUGGCAUUGACGCUAGGUGCAGAGGAGCCAGACCUGACCACUGUCUCAAUCAGGCCGGGCAUGGUCGACACGGAGAUGCAAAGGGAACUCAGAGAGGACCAUAUUACAAACCUAGAGCCCGACGUUUACGGGAAAUUCUCUACGGUAUAUAAAGAAGGGAAGCUUCUCAAGCCGGAACAGCCUGGCCAUGUCAUUGCUAAACUCGUCCUGGACGCUCCACACGCCCUAAGUGGGCGGUUCCUAUCAUGGAACGACAAAGACCUCGAGGCUUUCCAGGAAUGAAUUCAUGUACUAAAUGUCUAAUCUUGAUAGAAAUAUCAGCAUAGAUGUCGCAAUAUUAAUCCAUGAGUGAGAAGCAAUUUGAAUAUGUACAAUCAGCCGAAAGAUGAAAAGCAUUACAUAUUAGAAGCAUUAGGUGCAGAGGCACCUUCAUACUUAGCAUGGAAUGUAUUUUGUUCAUCAUGUAAUGAGAAGUUAGGGGAAUCAAGGAACAGGAUCCGACAUACCAAUGAAUACUAGCUUAUAUAUAGUUUCCUCGGCAUGACAAAGAAAAUUGAAAAACGGAUUGGGGAAGACAGGCUGCAAUGACCUGACCUGAUGGAGGAUUAGGGUAUCGGGUCUCAGUCUACGAUCUGCUAUCCUUUGGAAACGUUAGCACAAAUAACAUGGAACUGAGUUCGGCCAACAAGAAUUGUGAUAGAAAUUAAAUCAGAUAGUCCGUUUGGCUUGGACAGGUAAGUCACCACGAAAUGGUAUGAUAGGGGCGACAGCUAGGUUCAUCAUCGGUAAAAGGUAGGAGGAAACACAGAGUUGAGCUUACCAUUCAACUGUUAGUGGAGAUUCAUAUUUCACAGGGAUAAGUCUAGAUAAAUCUAGGUAUCGAUCAUGGGAGACUUCUGAACCAAGCCUCUGAAGAAUUC